Ruditapes philippinarum (Manila clam) is the source of this 2399-nucleotide messenger RNA. RefSeq lists its product as uncharacterized. The record is from RefSeq and is a predicted model, not a curated record. Bases 401 to 2290 code for a protein of 629 amino acids. The transcript is spliced from 7 exons. NCBI's taxonomy places the organism in Eukaryota, Metazoa, Mollusca, Bivalvia, Venerida, Veneridae.
AUUGUAUUUAAAACAAAAAUCAAUGUAUUUAAAACGAGCAAAUCAAUUGAUUUGUACGGAUAUAAACUUCAGUUAUUUUUUUAUGCUCCUAGAAGCCUUUAUUGAUCGAUCUUUGAAAAUUAUGUUAUUGACAGUUGUUUGUUGUCAUACUGCUAAGCAACUAGGUAGUCUCCCUUGUUAUCGAUUUUUUUGGGUGAGUUCAAGAUACACUAGAAAAUUUACACAAUUUUCUGAAUGUUGAUGUGGUGGCCGUGGGGUUAAGCUCCUUGCGUAGCAUGCUCGCGGUCAGGGUUCAAUCCUCGGCCGGGAAGUAUUUUUUUUUUUUAUUGCUUAUUUUUUUUUUUUUUACUUUCAGGAGCUGGAUGGGUUGUUUCAGGAAUUUGGCGUUGCUUCAGAAAUUAUGUCACAAAGCGAUGAUCAUGAGGCGAUCGGAAAUCUUAGUCAGGAGUGGGACAGUGAAGAAGAAGAAGAAGAUUUAGAAAAUGCGUUAGAAAAUGUAGAAAAUAGUAUUUCGUCAAGAGUCCAUGACUAUAUGAGCAACACACACUCUUGUUAUUCUGAACAAUCAGGGUCAGAGCUUGACGACAAUAACACCAAUGAUAACGAUACAUCUAACUGUGAGAAUAUAAAACUGUGUAAAUGCAAAUCUAACUGCAUGGAUAGCUUUGAAGAAGACACAAUUAAUAACCAUAUAUUGUCACUUAGAGAAAUGGACAGGGGUGAGAAGGAAAUGUUCAUUAUGGGAAGCCUUCAACAAGUAAGUGCUGAUGAAACUUUGAAAGGUAAACGUAGAAAAAGGACAAGAUUUAGGUACGUGUUUCAGGGAAAAAAGGUGUGCAAGGACGUGUUUUUAUAUAUAAACGAUAUAGGAAAGAAAUCGUUGAGGAACAUCGUUGACCAUUUUAGUAUGAAUGGGGCAGUACCACGUACCCAUGGCAACACCGGACGAAGACCGCAUCAUGCUCUUGGAUACAAUGAGAUCAGGUUUUGUGUUGACUGGUUGAUAUGGUAUGCCGACAUACAUGGUUUACCCAUGCCUGCAGCUCCGAGAGGACAUGACGGAGAAGCUCCUAUAUUGCUGCCAUCUAAUCUCACAAAAUGUAGUCUGCACACAUUAUAUUCUCAAGCCUGUAUAGAGUCUCAGGUUAGAAAGAUUGGAUUGUCAUCGUUUAAGAACGUUUGGAGUAAUGUUGUGCCGCACAUAAGAAUAAUGACUCCAAAAGAUGAUGUUUGUCAUAAGUGUGAACUUUUACGCCACAAGGUUGUAGAUGCUGUGACAGAGGCGGCAAAAUUAGAUGCAGCAAAUCAUCUCCGUGAACACGUGCAGGAUGCAAAGGCUGAACGAGAAGUAUAUCAGACAGCAGUUGUCCAGGCAAGAGAAGAAAUGUCAACUCACAGACGACAUGACAGACCAGUAACUCCAGUAUCCGCAGAUUUAAACAAAGUGCUCUUUACGUUUGACUACAGCCAGUGCGUUACAAUACCACAUCAUAGCCGGCAAAUGGGUCCAAUAUAUUUUGUGACCGGUAGAAAAAUAAACAUGUUCGGAAUACGGGUAGAUUCUACAGGAGAACAGUUUAACUACUUGAUUGACGAGGAUCAGUCAAUAGGUUUAGAUGGUGGCGGAACUCACGGUCCAAACUCAGUGAUUAGUAUGCUUCACCACAGUCUCUCUAACUAUGGAUUUGGAGAAAAAGGUCUUUAUCUACAUGCUGAUAAUUGUGGAGCUCAAAACAAAAAUAGAUUCACGCUGGCAUACCUGAGUUGGAGAAUAAAUAUGGGAUUGCAUGAAAAUAUAACAUUACUUAUGGCUAUCCCUGGACAUACAAAAUGUCUUGUUGAUGGAGGGUUCGGGCGGAUUAAGAAGUUAUUUAAAAGAUCGGAUUGUGAGAGUUUGAGCCAGUUUGCGGACAUCGUGGAGAAAUCGGCGAAAGACAAUUUCGCUGUCCUGUACCGAAAUGCAAAUGGCGAUCAAUCAUGGACUUGGUAUGACUGGAAAUCGUAUCUGACGAGAUAUUUUCUGCAGCUGAAAGGAAUUCAAAAGUACCACAGCUUCAGAUUUACAGCCGGAGACAAAACUGCGAUAUUUGUCAAAGAAAGGUCAAAUAGUGACGAAAUCCGCGUUCCAUUGAUGAGGAGAAACAUUGUUCUGCCAGAAGGAUCAUUUCCCGAUUCUAUCCAGCCAGCUGGUUUAAGUCGUCAACGACGAGAAUACCUUUACCGGCACGUUAGGAAAUACGUGCGUCCUGCGUACCAAGAUGAGACUUGUCCUCGACUUGCUGAGGAAUGAACGUUGUGAUAUUAAAAUUAAGUUAAUCUGAACUGAAAAAGGAACAGUUGAUUGUUUUGUUUCAGCGUGCAUUAUAACAAACAAUAAAAUAGUGUUUGUUUAAAACACA